CCCAGUUAGCGAUCACUAUUUAAACGGGCUGACGCAACGACUUUUAAUAUCAAAACCUAUAUCCGAUUCACAAGUUACGGACACGUUAUAUCACCGCAGAUUUUGGACCUAAUACAGUGUCUAAAACCUACCACCACCACCAGAAGGGGAUUGCAGUCCAACUUGUGACGGUGGCGUAUGGUAGCUGGGUCUGACAUGAUGCCCGGUCAGAUCCCUGACCCUUCCCUGACGGCCGGCUCCUUGCCCAGCCUGGGCCUGCUGGCCGGCAUAUCUGCCACCACGCUCACCGACCAGCUCAAACUGGCACAGGACUUCAGGAACCUGGGCGCCAUGUUGUCACCGCUGCAUAUUCUGGGACGGCUGGGCAAGAGGCCGCUCACUGCUAUCAAGGGAGAGAUGGACGAGGACGAUGAGAGGAGGAGACGGAGGAGAGAUAAGAACAAAGUGGCAGCAGCACGAUGUCGGAACAAGAAGAAGGAGAGAACAGACUUCCUCCAAAGGGAGUCGGAGCGUCUGGAGGUGGUGAACUCCGACCUAAAGGCCCAAAUCGAAGAGCUGAGGAUGGAGAGACAGCAGCUAAUGGUGAUGCUCAACCUCCACCGCCCCACCUGCAUCGUCCGCACCGACAGCGUCAAGACCCCUGAGAGCGAGGCCAACCCCCUGCUCGAACUCCUGGCAUCCGAAAAGCUAGAGGCCUCUAAGUGAAACCACAGAGGGAAAGUGAAACCGAAGGGCGAGAAGGAAGGAAGUAAUCCGACAGGAAGAAAAGCAACUGUCGUCAAAGAAGACGAAAGAUUAAAAAAAUCACUUGAUGCUUUUGUUGUUGAAGCACUUAUGUACUGUGUGUUGAGCGCCAAGCUGGAGACUCAAGUAUGCCUUUGCCUAAAAGACCCGGGGUUGUUAGGGUUCCGUUGCCUCGGUAACACCUCGGUAACGUUACCCGAUUGAGUUCUGAGGGAAGAGGGAGGAGCCUAAAUGCCCAACCCAGUUAUCUCUGCGUCAUAAUAAGUGUUUUGUUUUUGAAACCAAGUCAGUGCCUCACCGUUUACUUACUCAAAACAACCACCAUUACAUUAAGGGACAGAUGGAAGAAGAUAUAUUGUGAUAUAUUUAUAUAUAGUGGAAACUAUCGUUUCGGGAAGGGGAAACACUAAGAUCAAUCACUAUGGUGCUCUGUUACCGGCACUUACCGACUCUGAGACAAACUGUAUACCAUGUUGAAAUACACAGGUGUACCCAGCCAGUAUACUGUAUACCACAUUGAAAUACACAGGUGUACCCAGCCAGUAUACUGUAUACCACAUUGAAAUACACAGGUGUACCCAGCUAGUAUACCAUGUUGAAAUACACAGGUGUACCCAGCCAGUAUACUGUAUACCAUGUUGAAAUACACAGGUGUACCCAGCCAGUAUACUGUAUACCACGUUGAAAUACACAGGUGUACCCAACCAGUAUACUGUAUACCACGUUGAAAUACACAGGUGUACCCAGCCAGUAUACUGUAUACCAUGUUGAAAUACACAGGUGUACCCAGCCAGUAUACUGUAUACCACGUUGAAAUACACAGGUGUAGCCAGCUAGUGUACUGUAUACCAUGUUGAAAUACACAGGUGUAUCCAGCCAGUAUACCAUGUUGAAAUACACAGGUGUAGCCAGCUAGUAUACUGUAUACCACGUUGAAAUACACAGGUGUACCCAGCCAGUAUACCAUGUUGAAAUACACAGGUGUACCCAGCCAGUAUACCAUGUUGAAAUACACAGGUGUACCCAGCCAGUAUACUGUAUACCAUGUUGAAAUACACAGGUGUAGCCAGCCAGUAUACUGUAUACCAUGUUGAAAUACACAGGUGUAGUACUAUUCUAGGAUUUGUUCAUUACCAAGUUGGAACAUAUUUUUAUUUCAUAUUAUAAUGCUUGUUGUUGUUGUUGUUGUUGUUGUUGUUGUAUAUCCUCUGCCUUGACGACGGCAGUAUCUGGUUGAUCCGAUUGGAGGUGACGCUGGCGUCAUGAAAUGAAAAGCACAUAUAUAUAUAUACUAUAUGAAAUAAUGUUUACGCUCCUGUUGUUUAUAAAAUAACAUUUAAAAAAAGGCAUUGUUAAUUCAAAUGUCUGUAUUUCAAUAUACUUAUUUUAUACCGUUUUUAUAAGUGACAUAUACAUUGUGUAUGAAAAGCCUUGUAAUUGUUGUAAUCACUUGAUGUGAUUUUUGUGCAUUUGACAUCAGUGUCUCGUUGUAUUUUUUCAAUAUUAAAAGGACCCAGAGCAGUCAAAAAAAAACAA
Molecule: messenger RNA, 2280 nt
Organism: Oncorhynchus nerka (sockeye salmon)
Lineage: Eukaryota; Metazoa; Chordata; Actinopteri; Salmoniformes; Salmonidae
Product: jun dimerization protein 2-like
Exons: 5
Coding region: 178-705 (175 amino acids)
Biological process (GO): regulation of transcription by RNA polymerase II
Cellular component (GO): nucleus
Molecular function (GO): RNA polymerase II cis-regulatory region sequence-specific DNA binding; DNA-binding transcription factor activity, RNA polymerase II-specific
Source: RefSeq, a predicted model, not a curated record